GGGGUUUACUCAUCAAGUGAAGUAUUGCUUCUAGAGUGCUAGAUAUAUUUGUUCUUCGGGACAGACAUGGGAUCAGCGGGAUAGUAAGGAUAUACAGUGAUUUUAAGGACCUUAGACAUCAUGGCCAUUUUCCUCUGGCUUCUGUCUGUGUUGUUGCUACCCAGUGUGCACGCCUGGAAGUGUAUAGAGAUCGUCCCCGAUUCGGGAAAUAAAUUUGGCUAUCCCGUGGAGCUCGGAAAGGAAUUCACAGCCACAUGCAUCCUGCACCAUAAGGAUCUCAAAGCUGAAAACAUAUAUUGGACCUAUGGUCUUAAAUCGGUGAGCCUCCCAAAAGAGUACUACAGGAGGAUAAACGAGUCCGCGGGUAGCAUCACAGUCAACGUGACGGAAGAUAUGAUGGGUUUCUUCAAAUGUGUUAUUCCAAGCGAAAACACGUUCUACACCAACUGCAGCUCCAACACCUAUGGGAUUUUGCUAGAUAAAGGCUAUCCUCCAGAAAAGCCCACAGAUGUGAAAUGCCAGGCAGUGCAAGAUGGAGCCAAGAUAUCCAGUAAUGUGACCUGUCACUGGAACCCAGGAACAAGAGACCCUAUAAUGCACACCAAAUACACACUAUAUAUGGAAUAUUCAGGGAAGGUGUACAACAGAAGUGCGACCAAGAGCCAUGCGACAAUGGCACUGGAAAUCUUUCCACACCAUCUCGACCUGAAGAUUUGGGUGGAGGUUGAAAAUAGAUUGGGGAAGGUCACCUCUGAUCCCCUCAUGCAAGAAUCAGAAAAUUUGAUCAAAACAGAUCCACCAAGCAAGGUGAAGGUUACUUCAGAGAACGUGUUCCCAAUGUCACUUCUCAUUCAGUGGACGGAAUCCAUUCACCAAACCUAUGUGGUGUUGAAGUACAACAUUAGGUAUUGUGAGAAGGGAUCUCACACCUGGACUGAGAUUAAAGUACCUCGCCUGCCACCAAGAGUUAUCAAGGUGCCUCAGGAGGACACCAAAGGUUACAUGGACUCCUUCCGGCUCCAGGCCCUGAAGCCGUACACCAAGUAUGUGGUGCAGGUGCGCUGUAAGAGCAACAAAGACCUGGGCUACUGGAGCGACUGGAGCCGCAAUGCCACCGCCAGCACUCCAGAGGACCGGCCUUACACUAAGCCUGUGCUAUGGAUGAAAGCCCGUUUGGAUGAUGCUCAGAGGACUGUUCAGCUCUUGUUGAAGAAACCAGUGGUGGCAAACGGGAAGAUACUUCAUUAUGAGAUAAGCGUGGUUGAGGAUGGCAAAUCUACAAAAUCUUCACUUCCCUUUGAUGAUAAAGAGCCUUUCCAAAGGUUUAACUUCACCUUGCAAAGGCAGUGUGUCGUCGCUUAUGUUAAUGUCACUGCAAAAAACUCUGCGGGGGAAUCACCCCCAGCAAAUAUGGCUGUUCUAUUAAAGGGUCAAGAGCUUCCUGCCGUGGACAGUCCGUUUGCGUUUGCCCAGGAUGACUUGCUCUGGGUGGAGUGGAGUGCCCCUAAGGAAGAUGGUCUCGUCGAGUACGUGCUGGAGUGGGUGUCCCUGGUGGAUGGGGAGUUGAACUGGCAAAAGGAACCGCGCAAUGCCACCAAGGCUUACCUCAAAGGCAACCUGCAGUCCUUUGUACCGUAUAACGUGACUGUGGUCCCUAUCUACCAUCGAGGGUGGAGGUCUUCUACCAAAGUCAUACACCUUACUCUACCUGGAAAUCUCAACACAAUCACAGCAUAUCUGAAGGAAGGGCCGCCAGAGGUGGUCCCAGAGCCUUCUUUGGUCAAGACAUGGAAGAACAGUGCACAGCUGGUCUGGCCAGAGAUUCCUCUAGAAAAGCAGCGAGGCUUCAUCACCAACUACACCAUCGUCUACGAGGCCACCGGCAAGAGACUCUUGGAAACUGUGGUGCCUCUCGAUGUGCAUUCCUUCACACUUAAAGACUUGACCAAGGAAACAUCCUACAGUGUUUACCUUGUGGCCUCAACAGCGGCAGGCUCAACAAGAAGCACCACCUUUACUAUGACCACCCAAAAAUAUGAUCCAGGGGAAAUUGAGAUGAUUGUGGUGUCCGUGUGCUUCGGCUUCCUCUUCCUGACCAUACUGUUCAUCAGGCUGUGCUUCAAGAACAAAGAGACGCUCAAGAAGAAAUUCUGGCCCCAGGUUCCUGAUCCGUACAACAGCACUGUGGCUACGUGGUCUCCAGACCUAUCAGCCAGGACUGGUACGCCCAAAGAGGCCGCGCUGGGUGACCUGAGUGUUGUGGAAGUGGACGUGUUCGACCAGAAGUCGCUGUGCGACGAGGACAAGACCUCGCUUCCAGCACUCAAGAAGGACAAGUACCUGUCGGAGGAGCACAGCAGCGGCAUCGGCGGCUCCUCGUGCAUGUCCUCGCCCCGCCAGAGCGUCUCGGACAGCGACGAGGCCGACUCAGGCCAGACUACAGCCAGCACCGUCCAGUACUCCUCCGUGGUGGGCUACAAGGGCCAGACGCCGGCGGGAGCCGUCUCUUCUGCCGCAGCCUCCUCCUCCUCCUCAUCCUCCUCCUCCUCCUCCUCGCCAGCCACGUCUGCCACCGCAGCCUCGGCACACACCUUUGCCCGCUCGGAGUCCACACAGCCGCUACUGGACUGCGAGGAGCAGCAGGAGGGCAGUGGCAACCACCACCACCCUCCAGGCAGGGGCAGCUUAUUCAGGCGGCACCGCGGCUUCGGUGAUGCCGACAGCAGCGGUGGUAGCAGCAGCAGCGGGGUCGGAGGUAGUCCGAUGCAUCGGCAGCACCCGUCCGAGCAGGACGAGCUGGACUCCAGCUCCUUGGAGUUCUGUCCAGCCGAGGAGGCCUCGCUCGAGCAGCCCGCCGAGCAGCCCGCUGAUGCCCGUUUAGCCCGUCCGCCGUACAUGCCCCAACAGAGUGGCUACAGACCCCAGUGACCCCACGGAUCUGUGUCCACUUCCCGACCCACCCAUCACGCCCGCAGCCUCCCUCAUUCCCUGCGCACGUGCCUUUGUUUUACUGACAACCACAAAAGAGACAUUUCAGCAAGUGCAACAGUGAUGAACUGAUAUCCAUUGUUUGUUUGUUUGUUUAUUUUUGUUUGUAAUUCAUACCCAGUGAUUGACAGAUGCAGUUUUGCACUUCACUUAAAUAGCAGUGUGUAAGCUUUUGGAAACUGACGGAUGAACUCAGGCCAAAAGACGUUUCGUGCUCCACGCCUGGCCCUACCCACUGGCUUCACUCCUGUUUACUGGGCCUCAUUUCAGUAAGCAUUGCCCCCAUUUCAAAACAGGAACUGCAGAGUGGCGGUCUUCCAAUUAUUGUCUGACCUUGUUCUAAUUCACAUGUUGUGUCUUUGUCUUGUUCACCCUUGUGUAGUUGUAUGUAUGCCUUGAAUUUAGCCAACUGGUUAUCUGGUGGUGAGAGAUGUAGGGGAUGAGAAACAUCAGUAUUAAGAAUCAGUUCUGCCAGAAGCUAGAAAGGUGACAAAUUCACUUUUAGAAGAAAAGCAUGAGACUUCAGGCAAAUAGUGCAGUUACAUUUUGUUUUGCACACUAUUUUGGAGGUAUUUUUAAUGUUAUGGAAAAUGCAGGAUGUCUAGACAGCAUUCAAUGGAACUGUACACUGUACAGUUGUAGAGUGUACAAUGGAACUGUUAUGUAGUUGUAACUUGUCCUGCAAGUUGACUGAUCAUGUAAUUGAGGAGUGAUAUGACAUAUAUUGAUCAUAUGUAUAUUUCAAGUGUAUCAUUGUGUGUUGCUUUUUAUUUGCAUAAUUUUUUGAGUGCAGUUUUAGCCAUCUUAUUAUGGUUGUUACAUUUGUUGCUUUAGUUUGCACAUUUUUUUAAUCUUACUUGAUCACACGAGGCCAGAACUUUAUGUUCAAUUAUACUUCAAAAGUUAUUAAUUUACAUUAUUAAUUUAGUAAGAGAAAUCUUACUAACCAAAGAUGACCUAAUACCCAACUGUUCGGUUUAUGGGAUAUAUCUAUUCUGAUGUCUCAAGCUCCUGAAUGUUACUAUUUUAGGACAGUUCCCAGCUUGUUUGUAAGCAGUUUUUUUUCUGCUGUGAGUGUAAGCUGUCGUUUAUUGUCAAUAAUGUGCCUGUUUUCUUUCUUUCUUCUUAAUCAUACACUACAUGUAAUAUAAACUACACUGCUCUCCGUCUGCAUGGCUCUGGACCAUGUCUAUCUGGCAGAGCAAGCCAUUAGAAAUGCUUACAGCACUCAGCUGAAAUAAAAUAUGAAAGAUUCCCAAA
Messenger RNA from Alosa sapidissima (American shad), 4248 nucleotides. Its product is annotated as interleukin-6 receptor subunit beta-like. Gene Ontology annotation, biological process: cytokine-mediated signaling pathway. The coding region runs from base 121 to 2928 and encodes 935 amino acids. The record is from RefSeq and is a predicted model, not a curated record. NCBI's taxonomy places the organism in Eukaryota, Metazoa, Chordata, Actinopteri, Clupeiformes, Clupeidae. Gene Ontology annotation, molecular function: cytokine binding; cytokine receptor activity. Gene Ontology annotation, cellular component: membrane; external side of plasma membrane; signaling receptor complex. The transcript has 17 exons.